Pleurotus ostreatus (oyster mushroom) is the source of this 2580-nucleotide messenger RNA. RefSeq lists its product as uncharacterized. The record is from RefSeq and is a predicted model, not a curated record. Bases 1 to 2580 code for a protein of 859 amino acids. The transcript has 29 exons. Gene Ontology annotation, molecular function: carbohydrate:proton symporter activity. Gene Ontology annotation, cellular component: membrane. Gene Ontology annotation, biological process: transmembrane transport; carbohydrate transport. Lineage: Eukaryota; Fungi; Basidiomycota; Agaricomycetes; Agaricales; Pleurotaceae.
AUGCUGCUCGUCACGUCUUCUACGAAUGGUUACGAUGGUAGCAUGAUGAAUGGACUUCAGUCCUUAACGCAAUGGAAUGAAGCUUUCGAUUAUCCUACUGGAUCAAAGCUUGGACUUCUUAAUGCUAUACAGAACAUUGGAUGUCUCGCUGCUUAUCCCUUUUCGCCCUACCUCGUUGAUGGACUCGGCCGUCGGGCUGGAGUUCUGUUCGGUGCUUCCCUCAUGAUAGCUGCUACUGUGAUCCAGACCGCGUCGCACUCAGUUGGAAUGUUCAUCGGUGCCCGCUUCUUGAUCGGAUUUGGCCUCACAUUCGCUGCCUCUGCAGCACCCCUCCUUGUCACCGAGGUCGCAUUCCCUUCGCAACGUGCCCAAGCAACUUCGAUGUACAACACCCUUUGGUACCUUGGAAGUAUCAUCGCCGCCUGGACGACAUUCGGUACCUUCAACGUCCCAUCGAGCUGGGCCUGGCGUAUCCCAUCCGCUUUGCAGGGUCUUCCGUCGGUGCUUCAGGUAAUCUUCAUAUGGUUCAUCCCCGAGUCGCCUCGUUGGCUUGUCAGCAAGGGAAGGGAAGCACAAGCACUUAAGACACUGGCCUACUACCAUGCUAGUGGCAACGAGGAAGACCCUCUUGUGGAAUAUGAAUUCGAAGAAAUCAAAACUGCGAUCGCUUUGGACCGUGAGGCGGCGCAGAACGUCGGCUGGCUCAGCCUCGUGAAGACUGCUGGUAAUAGGAAGCGCAUGAGAAUCAUCCUUGCUCUUGCGUUCUUCUCGCAGUGGUCUGGAAACGGAUUAGUCUCGUAUUAUCUCAACAAGGUCUUCAUCGCUAUCGGCAUCGAAGACCCAACUACCCAACUCCUUAUUAACGGCAUUUUGAAUAUCUUCAAUUUCUUCGUCGCAAUUAUCGCUGGUAUGCUCUGCGACAAGGUUGGACGCCGGCGGCUGUUCAUGACAUCCACGAUCGGAAUGGUUGUAUUCUGGACCUUGCAGACGAUCUGCUUCGCUCUAUACGCAGAACACGGCGUAGCGAAAGCUGGACAUGCAGUCAUUGCUAUGAUAUUCUUGUUCUAUGGCUUCUAUGAUGUACGUCACCCUCUGGCCUUCACACCUCUUAUUGUCUCGUAUACUGUCGAGAUUUUGCCUUAUUCCCUUCGCGCGAAAGGGUUCAUGAUCUUCAACUUCUCGAUUUCGAUCUCCUUGAUUUUCAAUCAGUAUGUGAACCCCAUUGCUCUCGAAGCCCUCGGAUGGAAAUACUAUGUAAUGUCCCCUCACUACUCUCAACUAUCCUAUCAGUACCUUACUCUUGCGCAGCUUGUGUAUGUCUUCUGGCUUACGUUUGAAGCGGUUUUCUGUUAUUUCUUCCUUAUUGAAACGAAGAACCUGACUUUGGAAGAAACUGCAGCAUUAUUUGACGGCGAUGCCACGGUAGCACAAAUUGCCGAGAAAGCAGCCGAACAAGCAGGCGUUUCCGACCAGCGUGAAGACGAAGAAAAACGCUCGACGCAGGAUGUAGUACUCGGAUUUACUUGUAACAGCUUACCGUGCGCUCGCGCUCGAUCGCUACAUGCUGCCUGUGGACCAGAUGCCUCGCCAGUGAUCGCAGCCGAUGCCGCUACCUACGGAUGCAAUGGGCACCCGGAUUAUGCUUGGAAUUCCGCAGAUAACGAAGGACACAUCGGGAUGGAUGAAUACAGAGGGUCAAUUCGGCAGUGGGUGCGGAGAGCUGAGGAAGGUCAAUGGGGCCCAAUGCAAAUCAUGGCACCGAUCCUUGCUGGUCUUGGUGUCGCGCUGUGCUUUGCAGGCAUCUACUUAUACUGGUAUAGGAAGAACGCGCUCAAGGAGCAUCGAGUGGUUCUACCGAGCGGUGUGCGCGGUACGCGGAGGUUCUUCGGCCUGUUUCCCAGCAUCUCGUAUGUUCGCGAAUCCAACCGCAGCAAUACAUGGACGAUCGAGCCACGGGACGACCUGGAGAAUAGCUCACAUGGCCAUGGCCAUACUCGGCUGCCGUCUUCCCCCAGCAAUGAAGCAGUUGUUACCCAAAAGCCGCGAUCAAGGUUCCUCGAAGCUCUGAAGGCGGCGAUUCCUACUCCGUGGAAGCGCAAGCCUGUUACAGUUCAGUCUAUACCAGCUAGGAAGGGAUUUCGGAUCGAUGACAUCGAUAGAAGGACAUCCACGACACCUUCGCGCCCUUCCAUAGCUAUGACGCUUGAUGAUGAACAUGCACCCGGAGAACACCCGUGGAAGUAUCUUCCUCAACCCCAAGCUUCGAGUAACGGAAGCCGAUCGGGCACGGAAAACCUCUUUCCCGGCGACGACCCUGGUAAUGACAGUGACGAUGAUGGUGAAAACACAGAACAUGAAGAAGAACAUACUUCUUUAUUGUCCGCCUCUUCUAGAAUGGGCCAUAACAUCAUGCUUAUCUCUCGUAAUGGAGAAGACUUUACGCUGGAAUCAGGGGACUCGCAGCGGGGCUCCCGCCAGCAUCAUGGACCUUCUCUGAACAUAGUCCCUCCUUCCCCUGCCAUGGCGCGUCCAGACCCUUCGAAACAGCCACUGAAUGUGAGAUUCGAUGUAUCACUAUGA